AUGAGGACCUCCGCGCUCUUCCCGGCCCUGCUGUCCUUGGUCUCCCUCGUCUCGCCCACCAGAGCUGCCGCCGCUGACGACGCAUCGCAAGCCAAGCUGCCUGCCACUUUCAAGCCGGCCCAGGUCUUCAAGAACGCCAACCUCGUCCAUGUCAUCUCUCUGGAGAGGAACUAUGUCAAGGAAUCGAUCAACGUGCUCAUCGAGAACAUCGACUCGAAGCCCCAAGAUGAAUACUACCUGCCCUUUACUGCGGACCAGAUGUCCCGCCUCGGCGGGCUCGAGGUGAAGGACCGCAAGGAUGCCAAUGCUGGUCCAUUCGGCGUCGAGGCUGUAGAAUUCGACCCUGAGAGCGACAUCCAGUACUACCGCAUCCGCCUUCCCGCUCCCCUCAAAGCCGGCGGCCAGCAGACGCUAGGCAUCUCAUACUACUACCUGCGCGCCUACUCUCCCCUACCCGCCUCCAUCGCCCAGGACGAAUCACAAUUCCUCGCCUACUCCUUCUCGGCGUACUGCCAGUCCGUAUACGACACAACCAAGCAAAAGACCGAGGUCAAGUUCUCCUCUGGCAACAUCCCCGACUACACAAAGCUCCCCGGCUUCGGUGACGCCAAGGGGUUCCCGCAGAAGCAGGGCUCCAAGCUCAUCUACGGCCCCUUUGACCACAAGCCCGCCGGCGCCGCCCAACCCGUGCAGGUGCGCUUCGAGUUCACCAAGCCCGUGAGCCACGUCGCCCUGCUCGAGAGGGACGUCGAGGUCAGCCAUUGGGGCGGCAACGUCGCCUUUGAGGAGCGCUACGAGCUGUACCACCGCGGCGCCAACCUGUCGUCUCUCUUCAACCGCGUCAAGUGGGCUCAGCAGGCCUACUACAACCCCCCGUCCUCGGCGCUCAAGGAGUUGCGCUUCCCCCUGCGGGUCGGCAGCGCCGAUGCCUACUAUACCGAUGCAAUUGGCAACGUGUCGACAUCCCGCUUCCGGAGCAACAAGCGCGAGGCUCUGCUCGAGAUCAAGCCUCGCUACCCCGUGUUUGGCGGCUGGAAGUACCCCUUCACCAUUGGCUGGAACUCGGACGCCAAGAACUUCCUCCGCAGGGUGUCGGGCAACAGUUACGUUCUCAACAUCCCCUUCCUCGAGGGCCCCAAGCAGAACGAGGGUAUCGAGUACGAGCAGGUCCGCGUGCAGGUCCUAUUGCCUGAGGGCGCUGAGAAUGUCAAGUUUUAUACGUCGAUCCCUUCGUCCUCGAUCACCGAGGCGACCAUUGGGGUCCGCAACACCUACCUCGACACCGCGGGGCGGACAUCCGUCACCCUCAAGGCGCGCAACCUAGUGGAUGAGGUCCGAGACCGGGAGCUCAUCAUCACCUACGACUAUUCAUUGAUGGCCAGCCUGCGCAAGCCUAUCCUCGUGUUCACGAGCACGAUCGGGGUUCUGGUUGCGGCCUGGCUCAUCGGGGGAGUGAACGUCCAGUUUUCAUCAAGGAAAUGA
Messenger RNA from Thyridium curvatum, 1482 nucleotides. RefSeq lists its product as uncharacterized. Bases 1 to 1482 code for a protein of 493 amino acids. The record is from RefSeq and is a predicted model, not a curated record. Lineage: Eukaryota; Fungi; Ascomycota; Sordariomycetes; Thyridiales; Thyridiaceae. The transcript has 3 exons. Gene Ontology annotation, cellular component: membrane; oligosaccharyltransferase complex.